This is a messenger RNA of Scomber japonicus (chub mackerel), 1613 nucleotides long. Its product is annotated as solute carrier family 51 subunit beta. The record is from RefSeq and is a predicted model, not a curated record. Gene Ontology annotation, biological process: bile acid and bile salt transport. Gene Ontology annotation, cellular component: plasma membrane. NCBI's taxonomy places the organism in Eukaryota, Metazoa, Chordata, Actinopteri, Scombriformes, Scombridae. Gene Ontology annotation, molecular function: protein heterodimerization activity; transmembrane transporter activity. Bases 151 to 1116 code for a protein of 321 amino acids. The transcript has 6 exons.
UGCAGACCUGUCAGAUUCACAGUUCUGUGUGGAGUAAUGAAAUGAUCUGCAGGCUCCUCCUUCCCAUGAACUUUGGAAAGCUUUUUUUCUACUUUCUGUCAGCCAAACAGCCAGACUUUCCCUUCACCCUUCUCAUCUCAACCAAGAAAUAUGUUCAAUGCUUGGAUUGUGUUGUUUCUCCUCCUAUCAGGGGCGAAGGCUUUCCUGAUCCACAACACACAGCGCAGCCUGUGCCUGGAGGACACAGAGCCUGCAGGUGAUGUUCUGCUGAAGGAGUGCAACCUGGACUCAGAGUCUCAGAAAUGGGUCUGGGUAGACCAGAGCAUGUUGAUGAGUCUUGCAACAUCCAGAUGUUUGUCAGCCCAGCAGAGAGAAUCUAUCCAGACCAGGUCCUGUGAUGUAGACAUUGCAGGGCUCACGUGGGACUGUGACAGGGACAGACUGAUCAGCAGGAACACAUCAAUGAUGCUUUCCAUGAAAGGCCGGCGUCUGACUCUUUCUCAAGACAGCAAAAAUUCAAAAUGGAAAUCUCUUGAUGAGGGAGACAUCUGCCAGGAAAAACUCAGAUCCAGGAGGGCGUCUGAUGGAACAGACGAGUUUGAGGUCGGGGCAGACAAGGAGGGGGUCCUGACUGACGAAGAGAAAGAGUACCUCCGCUGGUACUAUCGCAUCGAGGACCCCACUAUAUGGAAGUUUGUGCUGUUGGGUCUGGCCUUCGUUUGCCUUCUUAUUGGUUUUCUCUUGUUGGGAAUGGGAGCCAUGGCUAGCAAGAACAGAAAAAAGAUUGCAAAGUACAAAGCAGCAGCCGCUCUGGCUUGCAAAAGCGAGGUCGAGGAGCUGCGGGUCAUUUCACAUCCCAGAGAGGACAGCCCCAGCACGCCCUCCCCAGAGAGAACCAAGGCUUCCCUGUCCAACGGGCAGACGAGCGAGUUGAAAGCAGGGGACAUCAUGGUUACAUGGAAAGACGGCAACACCUCCUGCUUGUACCCAGAUACUGGGGCCGAGGCAGAGCUGUCAGAGGAGGAGAAGGAGGCCGAAGCAGUGGAGGAGAAACAGGAGGAGGCCUCAACUGUUGUUGAGCUGGAGACUCAUGAAGAAGACGAAAUCAAGGAGUAAGGAGUUUAGUACAGAUUACAGAUUACUGCUUUAACAGGUCUGGACAAUCUCAAUGUGUGACAGCAACCUUUUACCACCAACUGUUCUGCAUGCACACCAGCUGGAAAUGCCAUGGACUACUCAUACUAAGAAGAACGACAUGAGUAUGGACAUGUAAUAUAUGUUUUGAUGGAUAAAUCUAUUUUGUUUUCAGUCAUUGCUGACAUUUAAAGCAGCAACAACCCAACAUAAAGAUAGUAUAGAAGAGUAUACUGAAGAUGCAGUGUCUCCCUACCUGUAAUUAAUAAAACACUGUAAUAAAUCCUGGUCUAAAUUGAUCAUAAGGGUCUUAAGAUGAAAAAUAAUCAAUUGUUUUAAUGUAGGCAAACAUGUCCAAACAGGGAAUAAAUAUUAAAGGGUGUAUACAUUAUGUGGCAAAUGUGCUUUGUAACAUGGGGAAGGGUAGUUUGUUGCUGUAUAUUCAUCUUUCUGAUAAUAAAGUAUUUCUAAAUGAUAAA